Molecule: messenger RNA, 1352 nt
Organism: Pyrus x bretschneideri (Chinese white pear)
Lineage: Eukaryota; Viridiplantae; Streptophyta; Magnoliopsida; Rosales; Rosaceae
Exons: 5
Coding region: 124-1053 (309 amino acids)
Source: RefSeq, a predicted model, not a curated record
GGAUUGGCAAUCGCCGAAAACGAGUGGCUCAUCUCUUUCACUUCCUCACUCCCACACCAAACCCACUUCAAAAAUCCAAACCACCAUCAUGUCCUCCCUGACUACUACUCUUCUGUGUAACCCAUGGCCAGCAGCGCCGUCGCACUCUCUAGCUCCACUCUUUGCCACCUCACUAGAAAACCCACUUCACUGACUUCAACACUCAGCUUAAGAAUCAGAGCCAAGGCCUCCACAGCCAUGGCUACGGCCUCCGCCGCCAAAACCAAGGUGGUACCUGCAGUGAUAGUGGGCGGUGGAAGGGUCGGAAGGGCCUUGGAGGGGAUGGGGAAUGGCGGUGACUUGCUGGUGAAAAGAGGAGAGCCCGUGCCUCUUGAUUUCCAAGGUCCAAUUUUGGUUUGCACUAGGAAUGACGAUCUUGAAGCUGUUCUUGAAGCCACUCCAAGGCCUAGAUGGAACGCAGAUUUGGUUUUUUUCCAGAAUGGAAUGCUGGAACCAUGGUUUGAAAGUAAAGGCCUUGGUGAUGCUGACCAAGUCCUAGCAUAUUUUGCUGUCUCCAAGCUUGGAGAACCUCCUGUUGAUGGAAAGACUGAUACCAAUCCUGAAGGACUGACUGUGUCAUAUGGGAAAUGGGCAUCGGCAGUAGCCGAUAGAUUACAUGCUGGAGGCCUCACUUGCAAGGUUCUCAACAAGGAAGCAUUUCAGAAGCAGAUGUUAGAGAAGUUGAUCUGGAUUUCAGCAUUCAUGCUUGUCGGAGCUCGUCAUCCAGGAACAACUGUAGGUGGUGUAGAGAAAGAAUACCGCUCUGAGGUGUCUAGUCUCAUUGUGGAGCUUGCCUCUGCAGCUGCUGCAGAGAAGGGGUUGGUAUUUGAAGAAGCCAUGGAGGACAGAUUAUGUGCAUACUCACGCGCGGUUGCACACUUUCCGACUGCAGUUAAAGAGUUUAAAUGGAGAAAUGGUUGGUUUUAUUCUCUAACCGAAAAGGCAAUUGCCGAAGGAAAGCCGGAUCCCUGUCCGCUCCAUACGGCAUGGCUCAAAGAUUUGAAAGUUGUCUAGGUGAACUAGGUGCAGAAAUAAAAUUGAAUUGUGUUUUUGUCAGUUUUACUUCAUUUUGACAAGGUAAUAUUGUAAACUAGGUCGAGGAAGAUUCGAAUUAGGGUGCAAGGGGUGGGCGCAUUCUGUUUUUCGCUGAGUCUUGUGCAUGCUUAAAAUGGGCCUUUUCUAUACAAGAAACACGGCUUAGCAAUGUGCCAACUUCGAUGCUCAUCCUGAAAAAUUUAAGCACGAAGAGAUUUCUAUGUCAUCGCAUAACAAUGUUAUUUUAACAAAAAAUUUAUAAUCUUUUUCAAUGCUAA